Molecule: messenger RNA, 2229 nt
Organism: Nematolebias whitei (Rio pearlfish)
Lineage: Eukaryota; Metazoa; Chordata; Actinopteri; Cyprinodontiformes; Rivulidae
Gene: ciarta
Product: circadian associated repressor of transcription a
Exons: 5
Coding region: 1-1014 (337 amino acids)
Biological process (GO): negative regulation of DNA-templated transcription; circadian regulation of gene expression
Cellular component (GO): nucleus
Molecular function (GO): RNA polymerase II cis-regulatory region sequence-specific DNA binding
Source: RefSeq, a predicted model, not a curated record
AUGACCUCAUUGGGCAAAUCAUCCAAAUGGCCGUCCUACGACUCGCUGCCCUCCACUUCAAGCUUCCUCCUCAGCGAGAGCGAGCAGACCGAGGACGAAGCGGACGUCUUCUCAGAGGGAGAGGGCGACGCCGGACUAAGAAGACCUUCCUCGACCGACGAUGGAGUUGCACAGCGUUCUGAAAAUUAUCUCCAUAUCCCACAUCGUCAGCUGCAUUCGAGGUUUAGCGGCCAUCAGCCUAAACUCUGCUCCGACAAACACAGACGCCCUCACGCAGCCUGUUUACCUGGAGCUGCUUCCCUCAGUACUUCCUCAUCGACACCGGGGGACCUGGCGUUCGCUCAGAAAUGUGCUGAUUUGCGCAGGUUUAUCUGUCCUUUGCUUGAGCUUCUACACGGACUAAAGACGGGGCGGUUUGAGAAAGGUCUAACCAGGUUCCAGCAGACAGUUGCCAUUGACAGAUUACAGCGGAUUCUUGGGAUGCUUCAGAAACCUGAAAUGGGAGAGAAAUAUCUUCAAAGUCUGCUGCAGAUUGAGCUGCUGCUCAAAUCGUGGUUCCCCCUGGAGACGACGAGGUCCACAAACGUGUCCGAACAGACCACCGCUCCGACGCUCGGCCCACACAGGCGUCACAACCAGCUCCACAUUCCCGUCAAGAAGAGAAAACUGAGCUGGUCUGCCCCCGACCUCGCUGACGGAGUCCCAGCCAAGCACAUCCACCACCAACACGCCGCCGCGUCACUGGACACCGCUUCGACGCGUCUUCCUCCGUCACCUGAAAGUCCCGCUGCGCCAGAGGGAGACGCCGUCAAACUGACCCCGGACGACUGUGCACCCGGGCCACAGGUCACAGACGGGACUGGCCCUUUAAGUAGGUCUCCACGUUUGUGCAGCAGGAGAGACUGCGAGGAUCGGAAACCUGCUGAGAUUCCUCCGUCCUGUCGCAGCAGCCUGGCCACACAGGACUGCUCGGUGUCUUCAAGCAACGGCAUUACUACAAGCGACUCGCUUUAACCGCCGGCGCCUGACCUUGCUAUCACAUGGAGGCAGCUGAGCACGUCGGGCAGGGUAAAGACAGGAGGCGGACCUGAUUACAUAAUCAGAGAGUGAGGUUGAGCCGGUCUGUGACGCCUGCAAGGCACAUUUAAACAGAGGAGGAGGAGAAACAGAUACUGAUUAACCCCCGACUCUCCAGCCAUUGUUCGGAUGAGAGUUUGCACUAAAUGAUUACAAGGAACGAUUGUUUGUAGGAAGUCUACCUUUUAUUUUAGUAAAUAAAAAGAUAUGGGGAAAAAAAACCACGUGAUCCGUUAAAGUCGUCGUUGCAAUGUUCAGUAUCUUUUGAUAUAAUUUAAAUCGAGUGUUUUAGCAUAUAGGUUUUAUCUUCCAGUUAUUUUGGGAUUAUUAUUGUUUUAUGCAGAGCUCGCUGCGUCUGUUAAACAGUUGUUGUGGCAAUUAGAACAAGGGCGGCUGUCUUAAAGCGUCUUUCCUCCAGAAGCCAGUAUUUUGUGUUCUGUGUGUUUUUUUUUUUGUUUGUUUGUUUUUUUAAGAACGUGGCCCGGAGCCGCGCCUGGACCGAAUCGAUUCUUCCUGCACCCGUUCGCUUCGCCAUCCAGACAAAUCAAGUCCCGGUGGUUCUUAUGUAACCUGCUGACAGACAGUUGUUGUCCACUUCUUGACUUUUUGUUGCCACGUUUACAGAGGAAGCGUGUUUUUAUAAAGAUGAGAUGAUGAAAAAUGACUGACUGUAGCAUGUACUGUAUAAUGGAGAAGAGUAGCUGCGGCCAAAAUGUGCCAAACAAAUCCUUGUUUUUGCAUUUUUUUUUUUAUAUCGUUUUCACCUCACGUUGGUUUAUUUUUAGAAUACUGGUAUUUAUCAUAUACGAGCUUUGUGUCUGCACUAAGGAUUGAAAAUAACGCGAUUGUUGAGGGAGCGGGAAAUUUUCUUCAACGUUCUUCUGUUCGCCUUUUUUUUUUUUUUUUGAAAAUGGAAAAUUUCAGUGUGCUUUUAGGUUAAAAAAAUUAAUAUAUUUAAGCAGGAGUGACUUUGAAUUGAUGCAUCUGCACUUUGGAUGACAACGAGGAAAAUGUUACACGUCUGUGAUCAUCGUUCAUUCACUUCAUGGGCGAACUUCUUUCGGCACUUUGUAGGGAGCAGAUUAGAGCAUCGGGAUGGUUUAGGUUUUUAAAAUUUGGUUUAAAAAGUUCCAAAGGACGUUUCAGAGCGAA